Schistocerca gregaria is the source of this 3273-nucleotide messenger RNA. RefSeq lists its product as uncharacterized. Gene Ontology annotation, biological process: negative regulation of TOR signaling; activation of GTPase activity. NCBI's taxonomy places the organism in Eukaryota, Metazoa, Arthropoda, Insecta, Orthoptera, Acrididae. Gene Ontology annotation, molecular function: GTPase activator activity. The transcript is spliced from 4 exons. The record is from RefSeq and is a predicted model, not a curated record. The coding region runs from base 1 to 1047 and encodes 348 amino acids.
AUGUCACAAAAUGGGCGGAAUAUUAGAAUUUCAUUUCUAUCGUCCCUCGGAUUUCAAAAUAUAAAAGAAAUCGUCGAAAGCCAAUUAAGGCCAAAUAUAAUAGGCAUGAAAAAAAACGACAACUUUUACCCCAGACUUUUUAAAUACCAACUUACCAGUCACUUUUUCCCUCCAGAUGUCGAACAUUUAAAGAGGAUUUCACUUUCCUAUGGUAUCCUUCUGACACAUCGAAAAAUUUUGUGGAAAGUGUUUUUAGGUCUUUGGUGUCCUUAUAGAGUUACAUGGGAAUUUUUGGACCAGCAGAGAAACAUUAAGUACUCAGAGCUAAAACGAACUGCAAUUCUGUUGAUGGAAGACACCAACAUCGACAAAUCCUUCGAAUCAUUUUCCAAUCAAAACCUGGGUCAUCAAAUCUCGAUUUUUAAUGACAUGUACAAAAUUCAGCAUGCUAAGCUAAAAACAAACUUUUUCGACUCAAGCGAGUUCUGCUUGGGACAAAAAUGCUUUGAUAUGAUAUUCGAAGUUUUCUACCAAAUCCCAUUUGAAACAGCAGCAGACCGUUACGAUUGCCUUGUAAACUUCUUACAUAUUUUUCGCUCAUCUCCUAAUAUCAGUUCUUCUGAAGGCGUCAAAACAGUUAUACCACAAAUUCUGAAAAAAUCCCAGGUGCUUAUAAAAAAAAAAGAUAUAAUACUGUUUCAGCAUCUUAAGGCCAUAAAUUCUCGAUGUAUAGAACAAGCAGCUAAAAAAUGGCUGAGCACUUUCUUUGUAACUUGUUUUUCGGAUAUUAUUUUUGUAUGGGAUAGAUUUAUAGCAUCAUCUAUCAUUCACUUCUGUUCAUGCCUGAUAUAUUGUAUCAUCGUCUUGGAAUGUAGAUCCACAUUGCUCGAAAUAACGGAUUAUGCAGCCAUCGAAAGUUUCCUUUUAACUUGGAAAUCUCCGGAGUCAUCAAAGAAAAUAUUACCAAAAACACUAAAAUUGUACAAUGAAGUUACGAAUAAUAUACUAGAUUUUGAAGAAAACCGUGCAGUCGAUAAGAAAAGGUAAUAGUAUGACACUAGACAAUAAAACGAGUUUUUUAUUUGAAAUAUUGAACAAGCUCAGAAAAAACUGGAGGACACAUCUCCAUUAAUUAUUAUCUAUUAAAGAAGAAUAUAAAAAUGGCACGAAUCAAUAUGACAUCAAGGACUGAAAAAAAAUCAGGGCGGUAUAUGCUAAAGAUCUACCAAACCUUAUCCAAAGAUAUAAUUGGCAUUUUGAAAGAUUAUGUACAUAAAAAAACUUGCGGCCCAAACUAUACGAAAUUUCUUAAUUGAGGGCAAAAAAAAAUUAGCCGUUAUUAUUAUUCAUAUCAAUUUCAAUAUCUGUUCAACUAAUGGCGUCAAAACUUUACAGAAAACGCAACCGAAAGCGCAAAUUGAAGUUUAUGCAAGGGAAUAAAGAGAAGGAAAUCUGUGAAGUAACAAUUUCGCCUGAACAAAUAUACACCUCUACAAACUUGAUUAAAUCUUGUGGUAUUUAUCUUCUCAACACACUUAUUAUACUCUUAAAUAAAAUUUUCUCUAUACUAAUUUUUCUCUCGCAAAUAUUAAUUACACCCUUGGUAUUGUUAACAAAGGCAGAAUUUAAAUUUGUCGAAUUGACUCCAGAACCAGAAGAUCAAUGUAUUCAACUCUCUAAAAAAAUUACUGACCUAGAAAUAGAGCUCAGACAUAUUCGAGCUGAUGUCAGCUUGUCACUAAAGCUUCUACAGAAGCAUAUAUUCAAUAUCAACGAAAACAAACUUGUAUCAGGCUCUUCUGUGUGCGAUAUCUACGUACCAAGACCUCCUCCUCUCCCAUACAAUAACUCACAGAAGCACAAUAAGCCUACAGCGAUUAACAAUCCUGAUCAACCUGUGUAUAGCGCCAGCAAAACAGUUAAAAAAAAUGAGCAGCUCAAGAAAACUGGAAUUGAAAUUAAUUUGGCUGAACUUUUACUCGUAUCAAGCCAACUAAGAAGAACUAAACUGCCUAAAAGUGAAGUUGAAACAGUUAUAUAAUUAUUACCUUGAAGCAUGCCCUAUAUAUGACAUCAAGUGAAUUAUAUUUUUGAAAGUAACAAGGUUUUUGCAUGCCAAAACAAGAAUGAAUUUAUUAUAGAAGUACCUCUAAAUUUUGAGCUGAGCUUCUGGUAAUGCAUUAUGUAAAUAUUGCAAAAAUACUCACAUUUAUUAUCCAAGUAACACGACAGACAGUGGAAACAGUAAAUCUUGCUUCAUACGUCCAAAAAAGGUUAGGUUACCAAAAAAAUACAAGGCAAUAUAUAUAAAUUUUCUUGAUGAAAAUUUAAGUCCAAAACAGAAAACUCGGAUUGAUUUAUGUUGACAUGUACUACUUUCCCUUUUUUAUCACGAUGGUCGAUCAAAACUAAUGUUGAUAUCUAAAUUUUUCCUGUGCGGAUCAGUUUCAUCUAAGCAUUGAAGACGAAUACUAUUCAUUACAGCCGAGGCUGCUUCUAAUCGAGACGAGAAAGACAGGGCUUGCGCCUUUUGUAUACUUGGAGUUAAUUCAUGACAGCUCACCGUGUUCAGUUCACGUAAUAAGCCGUUAGUUUUUGAUGUAAGCUCAUCUAUUUGAAAUUUUACAUCAGCAGUUGAAGAAUUGUCUGUCUCUAAUUGCCCGCCGGUGAUUUGAUCAGUACAAGUAUCUUCGAAUACAAUGUCUUCGUAUUCAUUAUGAUCAGCUUCAUCUCCAGAACCAGACGGAAAUAUUGGUCCCUCAGUAUCUAGAUUUCCUGAAUUUUCAGCUGAAUAAAGAGGAUUAAAUUUGGCCAAUAAUUCUCGAUCUAAGUCUAAGACAGAGUACUUUUCUGACCUAAGAAUUGAUUCAGAAUCAUUCAGGACAAGCCGACAUCGAUGGAAUAGCGUUCUCAGAUAAUUUAGAUGUUGACGACUGCUCAAAGGAGGGUUGCUUGAAGGCCCUUCAGAUGAUGACACAAUGUGAAAUGUAACGUUUCUUUUUUUCAAUGAAGCAAUUGCCAGUGUAAGCGGUUUGUGAAAAGACAUUUUUUUAUGCCAGGCCAUAAGACUUGAAGCCAUCGUACCAGCCAAGAUCCUUGCAUAUUUGUUCUCAGAUUUAAGUUUUGUUUGCAAAGUUUGGAGAUAAGGUAUGAUGUCACAAAUAGUAUUCAUAUUAGAACACUCAAGUAUGAAUUCUCUGACAAGAUGGCUGUGCCUGAACAAAUGAUCGAGCAGUUUCCAGGAUAAAAGAUAUUUUGUAUAUGCUAAAGAAA